AUGGCUCCCACACUCCGCCCACUACCCUUAGGCCCUCAUCAUCCUUCUUCUCGACCAUUUCGCUCAAGCCGAAAACGGGUAAGGACCUACCGUGAAGACAGCUCUGAUGACGAUUUCUCUUAUCUCGAUGAUACCCAUAUCUACGGUUCGGCUGGCUCAAGCGUAUUAAACCCUUUCCAUCGCCGCCGGCCCCUAACCCACCGGGCAGACCCGUCAGUUCAUAUUUCUGAGCCUCCAGCCAAUGUUUCUUUGGAGCCCUCGAGAGAACCAGCUUUCUCUGCGAAGGUUACGCGAGCUUGUAGUACCCGUGUGAAAGGCUCUCCGUCUUUUAGAAAAUCUCAGAGGCUCACCAAAUCUCCGUCACCCAAGAAACAGAAGCGGCAAGCUGAGGCUGAUGCGGCGCAUUCUACCCCAGCGGGCGUGAUUCUACCCUGGCAGCAACUCCCUUACCAUAUUCUUGUUGAUAUUUUCUAUUAUUCCUUCCUUUCUUCGAGCGCUAAGUCGUUGUCAGACGUUAAUAAAUCCGUUCGCUGGCUGCUAAAUACAGCAUGCCUGUGUCGUGAAUUCUUUGAACCUGCCAUUACGGGACUUUACUAUUCACCACCGCUUUUUCCUGUCUCGAGACUAACAGGUUUAUUACACCUCCUUGAACGGCCACAAGAGACACUAUUCACAAAUUAUCGAAACAAGAUAAAAAGACUCGAUAUUCCCUUGCGCCAUCACCUCAUCCGGCAUUUAGAUCUCGAGCAAUUGGUUUCCCUCACUCCACAGCUGCAGCAUCUAAGGCUCCAUGGCGCCACCCCGAUUGCUAUGUACCCUCUUCCAACAGUUAAGUAUCGUCCUCAUCCCUUGGGAAAAUUCCUUGAUGCUCUUGAUGAGAACAAUAUUCGUCUUCGAAGUUGGGCAUGGAAUGGAGAAUCUCUUCUACUAUUACCGCAUUUCCAGCCGCGGAGCCUAUCAGCAGUUCACAGCCGUCCAGCUUUUUCCAGCUUACGCAGUUUACAACUGGUUAACUUCCCACUGUUCCCAUCAACGGGUGAGGCUAGAGCUACAAACCCCGCGGAUGAAAAUGAACCUAAGCCUGGCGAACUGUUAGCAUCUGCCCUUGCUUUGUUACCAAAUCUGCAGGAGCUUGAAUUGGAUAGAUGCUGGAACGUUGACGAUGAUUUCCUAUCAUGCUUCAAUCUUAAUCUCCAGGCGCUAAAACUGAUCAACUGCGGUAAUGUGACGUCGGCAAAUCUUGCCUCUUUUCUUAUCCGUGGUGGCCAAGGCCUUCGUACCUUGGUUCUUGAACAUAACCGAUGCCUUAAUAUGUCCUUCACAGUCGACCUAGCCACGUCGUGCCCAAAUCUACAAGAAUUUACUCUGGAUUUGAAUUUUACUUCGCCAAACUCCUUUACCCAUGACGUCGAUCCCUACUUUGAUGAGCUCUUUCACGACUCCGAAGUCCCCUCCUGGCCUUCAUCAUUGCAGAUCCUGAAACUAGAGCGCUUGCGAAAAUGGGAGUUAUCCACUGCCGUGCUAUUUUUCAACAAACUGAUACAUUCAGCGCCAAAUUUGCCGAAUUUGAGAGUCCUUAUCUUGUCAGCAAUCCUUGAGGUCGGUUGGCGUGAUCGGGCGAAUUUUCGCAAGGAAUGGGUGAGCAAACUGGAGAGAACAUACAGGAGACAUUCACCACCACCGAAUCCAAACUUCAAAUCAAUGCCAAACGGAAUAAACGUGGAUAAUCACGUUAGUGGCUGCGCUGCAGGAUCUUCCGCAAGUACAAACAAAGGAGCACAUGGCCAUCCAGUGCAGCGUCAUAGCAUGCGCCUUGCCCAUCAAAGGUCAUCAAUAGAGAUCAGUGACGACGAUCGGCCAACAGAGGUUAGAUAUAGCAACCACGCAAAUGGCUAUGCCGUCGAGUCUGGUCCAGGGGAUAAGCCAGAGUUUAUUCAGGGCAUGUGUGACAUUGUGGAGAUUCGAGUAGACAAUUUACGGCCUGCUGACUAUAUUCUGACAAACGACAACUUUGAGGACGAAGAGGCCAGUGGUGAUGAAGACUGGAGUGGUCUUGACCCCGAGGACGUGGAUGGGUAUGCAUGGUAA
Paracoccidioides brasiliensis Pb18 is the source of this 2088-nucleotide messenger RNA. RefSeq lists its product as uncharacterized. The transcript has a single exon. Gene Ontology annotation, biological process: SCF-dependent proteasomal ubiquitin-dependent protein catabolic process. Bases 1 to 2088 code for a protein of 695 amino acids. The record is from RefSeq and is a predicted model, not a curated record. Gene Ontology annotation, cellular component: SCF ubiquitin ligase complex.